Molecule: messenger RNA, 2655 nt
Organism: Brachypodium distachyon (stiff brome)
Lineage: Eukaryota; Viridiplantae; Streptophyta; Magnoliopsida; Poales; Poaceae
Product: CWF19-like protein 2
Exons: 9
Coding region: 264-2519 (751 amino acids)
Biological process (GO): mRNA splicing, via spliceosome
Cellular component (GO): post-mRNA release spliceosomal complex
Source: RefSeq, a predicted model, not a curated record
CCAGCUUGCCGACCGACCCCCCAUCUCUUGCUACGGUACGCCUCCCCGCCGCGACGAAUACUCGCCGUCCCCUGCCGCCGUCGCCGUCGACUUCCUCGGACCCCAACCCCUCUUCUCCUUCGCCUUUGGGUUCGCCGCCUCGCCGCCCCCUUCUCUUCUUACGGUACGCCGCAACGGAUCCUCGCCGCUCCGUGCCCCCGUCGCCGUCGACCUCCCUCCGAUCCCAACCCUUCUUCGCCUUCGACUCUCCCGAUUCGGCCGUUAUGCUCUCCGGCAUCAAGUUCGUACCCCGCGACCAGAUUAUAGCUACAGGAGGAGGCGACGAAGACUCGGGAUCCGAUGGCUCCGCUCGGAAGAAGAGGCAUUCGAAACAUAGUAGGAAAGGGAGAGACAAGGAGGAGAAGAGGAAGAGUAGGCACCGACGGAGAAGGAGGUACAGCUCGGACGAUUCGGACAAGGGGUCAGACAGCGAGGACUCUAUCGAUGAGGAGGAAGAGAAGGAGUUGAGUCGGAGCAAGCGCCGGAGGAAGCACCGGAGGGGGCGACGUGACUUCUCGGACGGUGAUGAAUCCAGCAGCGAAUCUGAUAGAGGAAGAGGUCAUGGCAAGGGGAAGCAAAGAGGUGCUACAAGUGAUGAUGAGGGUGAGGAGGAGGAAAUGGAAGGCGAGGGGUUAAGGGCGAGUGAGGUUGUCAGGAAGGAGAUGGGCCUUGAAUGGAUGCUCAAGUCGGCAAGUAGCAGUCAGGUUGACAGCAGCCGUGCUCAGACGGCUGAUAAAGAGGAGAAUUUUGAGGCUGCACAAGAAGAGGUGAAGAAACCUAACCCAAAAGAAAUGAAUCCUUAUUUAAGGGAUAAUGGUAGUGGAUAUCCUGAUGAAUCCAUCUCUUCAAAGGCGCCCAAUCAACUACUUGCAUCUUCUGUUGUUGGUGAUGGAGGUGCUAGCUGGAGGCUUAAAGCUUUAAAGCGUGCAAAAGAGCAAGCAGCUCGGGAAGGUAGAAAAAUUGAGGAGGUUGUUGAAGAGAGAUGGGGCUCAUUAGGCCACUUAGCUGCAUCAGUGUCUACAUCUAGAGUUGCCCCUUCGUAUGCUCAUUUGCAUGCAAUCAGAGGCAGAAAAGCAGGGCAAGCGGACAAUUCCCAAACACUGUCCAAAGAAGAUUCAAAGGAGGACCAGCAAGGUGAAGAGAGUGGUGGACGCCAAUAUUUGCGAGGUGUUUCCUCUAGGCAUAACGUCAUGAGAAAACCUAAACCUGAUUCCGUACCUUGGAAGAGGAAUAAACAGAACAUAUCUUCUGAGGAUCAGACUCUUAUCUCUUCAGCAAUAGCAGGCAUUAACCAAUUUUCUAAUGAUGGAAGCUUUAUGGAAAAGAUUAAUAAUCAUGGUAGUAAGAAUGUAAAUGUUCCAAGUGUUGAGGCUCAUGAGCUAAAGGAUAGUGAGCAGAAGUUGCACAAAGAGAGUUCAAAGAAAUCAUUUUCAGCGAGUACUCAGAAGCUAAAUGCAAACCAGUUAGCUGCAAAGAUUCUGCAGCUCCGAAUGAAAGGCAAACAUGAAGAAGCUGACCAACUUUCGAGAGAAAUGGAGAACCAGGAUGCUUCUGUUGAAGCACCUAUUCAUGGAAGGGAAAGGAGUUCAAUCAGGCAUACGGUAAAGCCUAGUGCUGCUGAUCGCAGGAAAAGAGAAGAGGAUGCUGACUUGCAUCUUGCAAAUAGAAUUAUGCACAACAAACAGUACAACAUGACAAAAAGUGUAGAGGAUGAAUAUGAUUUUGGCGAUGCUCCCAGUAAGAAAGGCAAAAGGAAGGUACAGGAGGAGAAGAGAGACACUCAUAGACAUAUCUUAACACAGAAGGAGCGUUGUUUGUAUUGCUUCGAGAACCCGUCAAGGCCAAAGCAUCUGGUUGUUGCUAUAGGAAACUUUACUUACUUGAUGCUGCCACAGUUUGAGCCUGUUGUUCCCGGCCACUGUGUCAUUCUUCCAUUGCAGCAUGAAUCUGCAACAAGAACAGUUGAUAAGAAUGUUUGGGAGGAGAUUCGCAACUUCAAGAAGUGCCUCCUGAAGAUGUUUGCGCAGCAGGACAAGGAUGUGGUUUUCAUGGAGACUGUCAUAAACUUGGUCAAACAACGGAGACAUUGCAUGAUUGAAUGCAUCCCUGUCCCCUGUGAAGUCUCAAACAAAGCUCCCAUGUACUUCAAGAAGGCAAUUGAUGAAGCUGAAGAAGAAUGGUCCCAGCAUGAGAUGAAGAAGCUUAUUCCAACAAGUGGUAACCUGCGGCAAGUCAUCCCGGAGAACUUUGCCUACUUCCAUGUAGAGUUUGGGUUGGACCGUGGGUUUGUCCAUGUGAUAGAUGACGAGAGCAAUUUCAGUGCUGGUUUUGGAUUGAAUGUUAUCAGAGGGGUGCUCCGCUUGCCAGGGGAGGACAUGCAUCGUCGUCGAAGGCAUGAAUCCAUGGAUAACCAGAAGCAAGCAGUUGCCAGCUUCAUGAAGGACUGGGAGGCCUUUGAUUGGACAAAGCAACUUGAAUAGAUGUAAAUACAAUUUCGAGAGUACUUGGAAAAUGUACGGAACAACAAUUUUGUAGGAAAUAUUGUACUGAUGUUGUCAUGUAUCUGUAUUUUUAAAAAUUAAGUUAUGUUUUCAGAAGAUGUGGGUGUUAACUUGA